CCAGCACACGCGCAAGACGGACCACCAAGUCAGCGUCUCGCCCUGUUCAUCGUUCAAGGCUGAAGCAAGCCAGGACAAUGCCAGGUGUAAUCGACGAUGGUGCCCUAUGUGAGGCUAUUGUAAAUGGCACAUUCCCACAGUCCGAACCUCUCCUGACUUCCGAGCUGUCUCCCGAAAUCCUCCCUUCACUGCUCGACCAAAUUGCAAAGACACAACGUGAAAUCAGCGAAGAGAUCAAGGCGGCAAACCAGGAUGACAACGGGGAUGUUGAAACUUGGAUCACACAAGCCAAAAAGGUUCAGGAGGAUAUCGUGCGAUGCAAGGAGGAAUCGAAACGCAUCGUCGAGGACCAUCAGCAUGUUCAGGCGUUACGAGAAGAGGCGACAGAUUUCCAGCGCAAAGUUGAGCUUUUGGAGACGGAGAUUGAGUUUACAGGCGAUGUGAUGAAAGAGCUCGACCUCGCAAGCAAGGCCACCCGGGCACUUCGAGAUGUGGAAGAGUGUUUACAAGACGGCGGCGAUCCCUGCGAAGCCGCGGCGAAGAUUCAAGAGCUGGACAAGAAGACCGCCCACAUACUGAGAUCUCGAAUAUCCACAAUCAUCAGGGAUCUCAAGGACGAGUUUCGGUUGAAGGCCAGAGUACAGCUGGAAACAAAGUUGAACGCCCAGAUUUCAGUGCAUCGAGAGCAACACCAGGCCAGCAUCGAAGUUUCGCCCACCGAAGGCGACAGCUCGGCCACGAAUUCCGACGUCCUGAUUCGAGCUCUGAAUCUGCUCGGCGAUUCCACGGAUUCAUUAGAGCCAUUGACCGACAAACUCAAGGCGCUUGUGCUACAACCUCUGAGACAAGCUUCUCGGCUGAAAAUGGUCGCUUUCAAGCUGGGUGGAAACACCCUAAGCCUCGAGUUGGGCCGAACAAGCCCAUCACUUGAAUUAGUCCUAGACUUUGUUCGAACGUUCAUCGACUUUAUGCGGACUCGCUUUGCCAGCACAAUCCAAUCUGCGGCAGCCAAAGCUAUACUAGGCGAUUUGAUGACUCUGCUCGUGAACGACUGGCUGAAUCCCGGCCUACCGACAGACCUCACAAUGCUUCACGAACUGGACGAACUUCAAAACAAGGCCACAAACAUAUACAAAGAGCUGCAGUCAAUGCAGUGGGAGGGCCAAAAGCAGCUGCAGGACUGGGUGGACGACCUUCCUCGGGCGUGGCUUAACAAGCGCAAAGCAGCAACCCUGGACGCCGUUCGGAAAGCUUUUGCCAACUCAAAGGGGACUCUACGACAAGUCGAAAGAGUCGAACGACGUGUUCUCUCUGCUACAACAGGUGAGAACGGCGAUAAUGCUGACAACGCCAAUGAUUGGGAUGCUGGUUGGGACGAUGACAAAGACAAAGCAGAGAGCAAUGAAACCCGCCAAGCAGAAGAAGAGGAAGAUGCCAGCGGGUGGGGAUUUGAUGAUGACGACGAUGCCGGCAAUCAAGCCGAAGUCAAGGGCGAAGACAACAAGAACGGCACUGCGUCGGACCAAGAUGCAGAAGAUGAUGCGGGUGAUGCCUGGGGUUGGGACGACGAUGGGGCAGCUGAUACAAAAUCAGAGUCAGCAGCCAAAAGCGACAAGGGCAACAACAGCAAACGAGUAAACGGUGCACAAGAGAACAAACAAAGCCAAGAGCAAGAAGUCACCCUGACCGAGUUGUACAGCAUCACAGACAUCCCCGACCACCUGGUGGAGAUCAUAGGCAGAGACAUUUCUGACGCUCAAGCCAUCCAGGACAAUCCACACGACGCGCUCAACUCUUCCUCGGCGACACGAGGGCUCCUUGCUCUUCCCACGUUGGCCCUAGCCAUGUUCCGCGCUACCGCGCCGACCUACUACGGCGGAGGCGGCGGCGGCGGCGGCGGCGCAUCAGCCUCGCUCACCGACAUCCACCGGUACAACGACUCGUUGUACAUCGCCGAGCGACUGCGCGAGAUGUCGAUGAGCGUCCCCCCUGCAGGCGGCAUGCCCCUGCCCAAGGUCGCGUCGGACGUGUCGUCGAUGGAAAAGUUUGCCCGCCUCGCGUACUCCAAGGAGAUGGAGACGCAACGACUGAUUGUCUGGGACCUCCUCGAGGGCGCCCAGGGGUUCACGUCGUGCACGCAGUUCCCGUACUCGCAGGAGAUCGAAAACGCCGUGUCGGCGGUGGUGGACCGCAUCCGCGCCCUCCACAUGACGUGGCGGCCGGUCUUGUCGACUUCGGCGCUCAUGCAGAGCGUCGGGUCGCUCGUGGCCAUGGUCAUCAACAAGAUGGUCGACUCGAUCGAGGAGAUGGAGGACAUAUCCGAGCCCGAAUCCCGCCGCCUGACCGCGUUUUGUCAGCAGGUCGCGUCCCUUGGAGAUUUGUUCUUCAGUGCACCCCCGACGUCGCCGCCGAACGCCGCGGAAGCCUCGGACCCGGACGGUCAGGGUCCGGUGCCCAUGACGGCGGUCUACGUCUCCAGCUGGCUCAAGUUUCAAUACCUGAUCAACAUCCUGGAGAGCUCACUGGUCGACAUCAAGUACCUCUGGACCGAGGGCGAAUUGAGUCUGGAGUUCUCGGCCGACGAGGUCGUCGACCUGGUAAGGGCCCUGUUCGCCGAGAGUGCCCACCGACGCAGCGCGAUCGCCGCCAUCAAAGGGAGUAGAGGAUCGAGAUGAGGAAACACGACAGACUAGAGACGGCAUUCACAAGGUACAAUAUGUCAUAGAGUAUAUUCAAUGGUCAAUAUUUUUUGAA
This is a messenger RNA of Exophiala oligosperma, 2754 nucleotides long. RefSeq lists its product as uncharacterized. Bases 78 to 2675 code for a protein of 865 amino acids. The transcript has a single exon. Gene Ontology annotation, biological process: mitotic spindle assembly checkpoint signaling; endoplasmic reticulum to Golgi vesicle-mediated transport. The record is from RefSeq and is a predicted model, not a curated record. Gene Ontology annotation, cellular component: RZZ complex. NCBI's taxonomy places the organism in Eukaryota, Fungi, Ascomycota, Eurotiomycetes, Chaetothyriales, Herpotrichiellaceae.